GUCGCGAUCCCACCCUUCGGAAACUCCUGACAGCAACGCCAACCGGCGAGCCAAUGGCAACGACCCGCCGGCACUUUCGCCGCUCAUGCGUUCCGCCGCCGCCAGCCCGCCACCCACUACUCCUCGCCUCCCGGUCUCCCCCACCUACCCCCACCUACGCCCCGGUGCGAGCUCGACUGAGUACAAAUGGAGCUCCGCCCCCGCUCCUUCCCGUCGUUCCCCUCUCCCGAUCACCCGCGCGGCACGGCGACCUCUUCCCCCACGCCGCAUCCGCGCCCUGCCUCACGCCCCAUUCGGAAGAAGCAGUUGACCUGCAGCGCGAUCGCCGUCUCCGGACGAGGCCCUACCGCGAGAAGGAGCCGGUGGUCAACGCUGAUGACGGCAGCAUACAACACAGGAACCCCAGAUCUAGUCGACUUCAACUGGGAGACUCUUGGAUUUCAACUGGUCCCGACAGACUUUAUGUACAUAAUGAAAAGUUCGUCAGACGGGGUGUUCACCAAGGGUGAAUUGGUUCCAUACGGGCCAAUUGAGCUGAACCCAGCUGCUGCAGUGUUAAAUUAUGGCCAGGGAUUGCUCGAAGGUCUUCGAGCACAUAGACAACAUGAUGGAUCAGUCCUGCUUUUUCGCCCUGAGGAAAAUGCAUUGCGGAUGAGGAUAGGUGCAGACAGGUUAUGCAUGCCUGCACCAAGUGUAGAGCAGUUCUUAUCAGGUGUCAAGCAAACCAUAUUGGCAAACAAGCGUUGGGUACCUCCCACUGGCAAAGGUUCUUUGUAUAUCAGACCGCUGCUGAUUGGAAGUGGGGCUAUCCUGGGUGUUGCACCUUCCCCGCAGUAUACAUUUGUCGUCUUUGUUUGCCCAGUUGGUCACUAUUUUAAGGGUGGCCUAUCUCCAAUUAGCUUGUUGACCGAGGAAGAAUAUCACCGUGCUGCACCCGGUGGAACUGGUGAUAUAAAGACAAUUGGAAAUUAUGCUUCAGUUUGUAGUGCUCAGAAACGAGCCAAGGACAAAGGUCAUUCUGAUGUUCUUUACUUGGAUCCCGUGCAUAAAAAGUUUGUGGAGGAAGUUUCUUCCUGUAAUAUAGUUAUGGUAAAGGACAAUGUUCUUUCCACUCCACUAUUAACGGGAACAAUUCUUCCUGGAAUCACAAGAAGAAGUAUAAUUGAAGUUGCUCAAAACCUUGGAUUUCAGGUUGAAGAACGCCUUAUUGCCAUAGAUGAGUUGCUUGAUGCUGAUGAAGUCUUCUGUACCGGGACUGCUGUUGUACUAUCACCUGUUGGUUGCAUAGAGUACCAAGGAAGAAGAGUGGAGUAUGGGAACGGGAAGGUCGGAGUUGUGUCCCAGCAACUCUAUUCGGCACUUACAGCUAUCCAGAAAGGCUUUGCAGAGGACAGUAUGGGAUGGAAUGUGCAACUGAACUAGGGGCUUUGGCCCCCUUCGUUUGGCCUUCUAGGCCAGCUUCUAGGUCCCCAGGAAGCUGAAGCUCAAAAGAAAGGGAAAACUUUCCAUGGGUUGCCAGGAGAAGCCCAUCUCAAAUCAUGUGUAAAAGGAGCUGCCACGAGAAACUGCUCGAGACCAGUUUUCCGGGCUUCUUCGCGCCCCUUCUCCCACGGCAAAUUGCGGCCAAAAUGCCACCGCGGCCAAAAAAACCCAGACCUCUCCCUCCCGUCGCCUCCUCCCUCUAGGUCUCGGGCGCUCGCGCCGCCACCUCUCCCUACCAGCGGGAGCAGCCACCGGCCGACCCCACCUCCCCCCGAUUCGUCUCCUCUCCACAGCCGGCACCUGAUCCGCCACCUUCCCUCCGGCCGCCGCCGUUCUCCCUCUUCCGCAAGGCCGCCGCUCUCUCUCUUUCGCAAGGCCGCCGCCAAGCAGCUCGUCGCGCCGCCACGUCGUCGAAGGAGCUCACCCCACCCCGAAUCGAUCUGCUUCGCACCUGCCCAGCUCCAACGCCCAUCUCGCCGGAGGCUGUCCGGCCAGGAGCUCGUCGCCUCUUCUCCAGGAUGCGACGCCCUAAAUCCCACAGCCCCAGAUGCGAGGCCCUGUCUCCCAUCGCCACCCUCCCCCGCCACCUUCAUUUGGGUUUGUGUAAUGUAAUGCUAUGAUUUUUUCCUCUGAAGCUUGGGAUGUGUUUCGUCAUGCUAAGUGUAUACGAUGACAGUGUUAUUUGUUGUAAUUUUCAGAAUAUUGUUGUAUAGAUUGUGUUGGAUCGAACAAUUUUUAUAGAUUGAUUUUUGUUCUUGAAUUUUGGUUGGAUUGAACAAUGUCUUUGCUGUUAAAUGAAGUCAAGGGGCGUUGUAGACUUUA
This is a messenger RNA of Brachypodium distachyon (stiff brome), 2304 nucleotides long. Its product is annotated as branched-chain-amino-acid aminotransferase 5, chloroplastic. Bases 187 to 1422 code for a protein of 411 amino acids. The record is from RefSeq and is a predicted model, not a curated record. NCBI's taxonomy places the organism in Eukaryota, Viridiplantae, Streptophyta, Magnoliopsida, Poales, Poaceae. Gene Ontology annotation, molecular function: branched-chain-amino-acid:2-oxoglutarate transaminase activity. Gene Ontology annotation, cellular component: chloroplast. The transcript is spliced from 10 exons. Gene Ontology annotation, biological process: branched-chain amino acid metabolic process.